GACUUCUGAUCAAGUCUUAAAUGCAUUUCUAGAUGAAUGCUAUCCCCAAAGCAAGUUAUUAAUUACCUCUGACACACAGAAAAAGCAACUAAACAAAAGUUGGUAAAAUUAAAUAAUACACCCAAAAACACUUGAAACAUACCAUAAGUGCUUCUUUUCCUUGGAGUAGUUGGUUUCUUUCUUCUUCUUUUCAGCUUAUUGUUUAAGCAAAAAGGUCAUAUAUUUGAUAUCAUGAAGGUUUCUAGCUUCUGUGCUUUGUUCCUUAUGGCUGUGACAGCUUUUGCCUUUUUUGGCUUCAUAAGUGCCACAGGGCCCUCUUUGUUUCCAGAUUUGGUUAAUUCAAGAUGUGGUGAUAAAAUAACACCAAUUGCUGUAAGCAGAAAACUUAAGGAAAAUGUCCAUGGGAUUAAAAGCAGCAAAAAAGUCGAUAAAGGCGAUCAAGUAACACUUGAAGAUUACAAUCCAGUUGAUCCAUCACCAGAUGCAGCAAAAAAUGUUAAUCCAGGACCAAUUGAGCAUGGAACUCCUUUUAUGCCAUUCAUUCCAAAAUCUCCACCUCCUAGUCAACCUACACCUGGUCAAGAUGACUAUAAUUAGUCAUAACUUGUUAAUUUCAUUAUGCUAGAAGAAGCAAUACUAAGAUUGUAAUAAUACUAGCUAGUGUUAUGAACACUAUGUAACAUUUUAUCUAAAAAGAGGCUUCCAAAAAAGUAUGUUGGGUGGCAUUUCUCAUGCUCAAUAGUCAAGACUGUUAUCUUGUCUUUAGUUUGCACAGGUUUGUUUGAUAUAUUUGCUCUGUAAUCUUUGGUUUGUCAUGUGUUAUUGUUCUUAUUUUUAAUUUGGCAUAUCUUUGUAAAGUA
Messenger RNA from Trifolium pratense (red clover), 860 nucleotides. RefSeq lists its product as uncharacterized. The transcript is spliced from 3 exons. Bases 232 to 597 code for a protein of 121 amino acids. The record is from RefSeq and is a predicted model, not a curated record. Lineage: Eukaryota; Viridiplantae; Streptophyta; Magnoliopsida; Fabales; Fabaceae.